AUGCGUCUCCUUCCCUUCCUCGGGGCUAUAUGGCCAGUUUUUGGCACUAUUCCUCCAAAACUAACUCAUAGAGGAAUCUCUCCCUCACUCCUAGCCGACCUCACCCUUCUCUCCCAGUACUCUGCCGCCGCAAGCUGCAGGGAGAACUUCAACUCCUCAGCUGCCGGGUCUCCUGUGUACUGCGCCGCCGAAUACUGUCCACUCAUUGAAGCUGCCAAUACAGAGAUUCUCUACGCAUUCUCGGGCAUUCUCCCCGGCGACACAACAGGCUAUAUAGCCGCCGAUAACACAAACUCACUCCUCGUCGUCUCCUUCCGCGACACCAUGUCCGAUGCAAAUCGCCACACUGAUCUCGAAUUCGGGCAACUAGACAUAUCCUCUACAUGUCCAGGAUGCCGCGCACAUAGGGGGUUCUGGCUUGCAACUGCGUCUGUAAAUAGGUCAUUGAGAAGAUUAAUAUGGCUCGCGAGACUUAGGCACCCUGGGUACAGACUCGCCGUGACGGGACAUAGUCUAGGUGGAGCUAUUGCAACGAUUUAUGCCGUUCUUUUGAGGGGGGAACGGAUUGGCGUCGAUUUGUAUACAUUCGGCGCGCCCUCGGUUGGGAACUACGCGCUCGCCAAUUUCACCACGGGGGGAGAACAGGACCGAGGGACGAACUACCGCGUGACGCAUCUAGAUGAUGAAAUCCCAAAGGUUCUAUAUCGUGCUUCGAGGGAGCCGGUUCUCGGCUUGUUUAUGCCGGAGUAUAGCCAGUUGGCACCGGAGUACUGGAUUACGUCUGCCAACGGAGUGGCUGUUACAGUGGAAGUUGUGCAGGUUAUUGAUGGUGUGAAUAAUAUUCCACACAUCUCAAGCUGGAUCAACGGCCAAUACUCACCCCCAACCCCAACCACCAUCCCAGUCCUCAACCCAGCAACCGAAUCCCCCCUCGCAACCAUCAAUGCAACAGACACCGAAACAGCCAAUGCCAUCAUCACAUCCUCCUGGACCAACUUCCACUCAGGAAUCUGGUCCCAGAAAGACCCAAGCGACAGAUUCACCAUCCUAUCCAAAGCCGCCUCCCUCCUCCGCGCCAGCCUCCAUGAAUUCAUCCCCCUCGAAACCGCCCAAACAGGCCGGCCCAUCCGCGAGAUGCGCACCCAACUCUCCCGCAUCCCCGAAUGGCUCGACUACUUCGCCUCUCUUGCACGCGUCCACGAAGGCCGCGUAACACCAUUCAAGGGCGCCGUUACAAACACCCUCACCCGCGUCCCGCUCGGCGUCGUCGUCCUCAUAACACCAUACAACCACCCCCUCCUCAUCGCGAUGAAGAAAAUCGCCGCCGCCCUCGCAGCGGGAAACACAGUCAUCGUGAAACCGUCCGAACUCGCGCCCCUCUCUGUCCUGAAACUCGGCCCGUUAUUCAAAGAGGCGGGACUCCCAGAUGGCACAUUGCAGAUUGUAUCCGGGUAUGGCGCGGAAACGGGCAAAUACCUCUGCGAGAGCCCGCGGAUCUCGAAGAUUGAUUUGACUGGCGGGAUAGGAACAUAUAGGGCUAUUGCGCCUAUUGCAGCGGUGAACAUGGUCCCUGUUACUGCAGAGCUGGGUGGGAAAGCACCCGUGUGUCUGUUUCCCAGUGUGGACGUCGGGGUCGCGGUGAAGGCUGCGCUGUUUGCGGGAUUCAUAGCCAGCGGGCAGACUUGUGUAACUGGGAGCCGAUUGCUGGUUCAUACGGAUAUUUACGAGCCGUUUAAAGAAUUACUGGAGAGGAGAGUGAAAGCAUUAAGGGUCGGCGAUCCGACAGACGAAAAGACGCAGAUUGGAUCCGUCAUCUCUGCUAUUGCGGUUGAACGCUGCGCGGCGUUCGUCUCAAGGGCUACAGCGGAGGGAGGCAAGGUUCUCUGCGGUGGGAGCACUACGACGAUAAACUCCGAAGGAAAGGGGUUCUUUUUCGAACCUACAAUAAUUGAAACGCACGCCAGCUCCGAUCUAGCAAGGAAUGAAGUCUUCGGCCCUGUCCUCGCACUAAUAGAAUGCAAGUCCGAGGACGAGAUUAUCCGGGUUGCAAACGGUACAUCAUACGCGCUGGGUGCGUCUAUAUGGACGAACGACUUCACGCAGGCGCAUCGGGUUGCCGAUAAAAUUGAGGCCGGCAUUGUCUGGAUCAAUGGGCAUCAUUUGAAUGACCCGUCGUCGCCCUGGGGAGGGUUUAAGGAGAGUGGUCUUGGGAAAGAGAAUGGGGUUGAGGCUUAUGAGGCUUAUACGAAGGUGAAGAGCACAGUGAUGAAUUAUGGGGUUGCGCCGGUUUGGUUUGAUGACGAGGUUGAGAACGCGAGGUACGGUUGA
This is a messenger RNA of Aspergillus versicolor CBS 583.65, 2328 nucleotides long. RefSeq lists its product as uncharacterized. Gene Ontology annotation, molecular function: aldehyde dehydrogenase (NAD+) activity. The coding region runs from base 1 to 2328 and encodes 775 amino acids. NCBI's taxonomy places the organism in Eukaryota, Fungi, Ascomycota, Eurotiomycetes, Eurotiales, Aspergillaceae. Gene Ontology annotation, biological process: lipid metabolic process. The record is from RefSeq and is a predicted model, not a curated record. The transcript has 5 exons.